Octopus sinensis (East Asian common octopus) is the source of this 1647-nucleotide messenger RNA. RefSeq names its product tigger transposable element-derived protein 6-like. The coding region runs from base 1 to 1647 and encodes 548 amino acids. NCBI's taxonomy places the organism in Eukaryota, Metazoa, Mollusca, Cephalopoda, Octopoda, Octopodidae. The record is from RefSeq and is a predicted model, not a curated record. The transcript is spliced from 2 exons. Gene Ontology annotation, molecular function: DNA binding. Gene Ontology annotation, cellular component: nucleus.
AUGAUAACAUGGAUUAACUUAAUGGAAUCUAGUGGAGCAAUUCUAUCAGAUUCGAUGUUAAUUACAAAAGCUCUUAAAUUUGGAAAAAAUUUUCCAGAAUUUAAAGCAAGUCGUGGGUGGCCAGAAAAGUUUAAAUUACGAAAUGGUGUCAAGUUAAGAAAAUUUCACGGAGACAGUGGAUUAGUAAAUCAUGAUGAAAAAUCUAUUACUGAUUUUAAUGAAACAAUGAGUUUAAAAAUUGAACAAUAUGGAUUGGACAAUGUUUAUAAUGCAGAUGAAACUGGUGUUUUUUACAAGGUGAUUCCUUCCAAAAGUGUGUGCAUUAAAUCACGGCCUGGAAUAAAGUUGUCAAAGGAUCGAUUUUCGUUACUAUUAUGCGCAAAUUGUUCUGGUUCCGAUAAAAGAAGGCCUGUAAUGAUAGGAAGAUUCAAAAGUCCAAGGUGUUUUAAAAAUUUCAACAUUGGAAAAUAUGUUACCUACACCCAUUCCAAUAAGGCAUGGAUGAACCGUGAAAUUUUUAACAAGUGGCUCAGUGAUUUUGAUUGUGAACUUGCGAAGAAAAAAAGAAAAAUUCUACUUGUAAUAGAAUGUCCAUCUCAUCAAAUUAUUGUCACGUUAAACUCAAUUGAAAUUCUUUUUUUGCCUUCUAGAACAUCCUCGCUCUUGCAACCAAUGGAUCAAGGAAUUAUAAAAUGCUUUAAAGCCGAAUUUACCAAUUUGAAAAUAAAUGAUAUAAUCGAAAAGGUUGAGGCAGGGGAAAAUUGUCAGAAUGCAAUUAACGGAAUCACCCUUAAAACUGCUGAGACAUUAACAUUCUUCGCUUGGAAUAAAGUUACUCCUACGACCAUCAAAAAUUGUUUCCGUCAUGCACAAUGGAUAAAAUGUGAAACAAUCACAAUCAACAGUGAAUCUAAGAACUACGAAAAUAAUUAUGAAGAAAUAAUUAAGAAAUUUCAAAUUGAAGAUCCAAUAUCUCAUAGUGAAUUUGUUGAUUACGGAUAUACUGAAAAUGAAGAGCUAAUCGAAUUUUUAGACAAAUCUGAACAAGCUGGUACAUUACAGUCAAAAAAAGUUCAAUCACAACCAAAAUCGGCGGAUUCGAGAGGUUUUACUGUAUUAAUACUUGUUGAUGAAACGGAAAUCAAUAAACAGAAAUUUGUUAACGUUUUUUGUGGGACUAUUGAAAGUCCUGAAAAAAUUUAUUUAUUAAAUUGUUUGGAAAUUGAAAUUUGUGAUGCAUCUGCAAUUUGUAGAAUUGCGGAUGACACAAUUCGAAUUUAUGAUAUAAAAAGGGAAAAUUUAUUAUUAUUUAUUUCUGAUGCUGCCCGUUAUAUGACUUUAGCAGCGAGUACAUUGAAGAUUGUGUAUAUUAAAAUGAUUCAUAUAACUUGUUUUGCUCAUCUUCUGCACAAUUGUGCAUUAAAGAUUAGAGCACAUUAUAAAUAUAUUGACGACUUAAUCUCGUCUAUCAAAAUGUCGAUUGUAAAAAAUCCCUCCCGGAGGAGUCUUUUUACAGUUAUUGGACUUCCACCUGAUGUUGUUCUAACAAGAUGGGGCAGCUGGUUGGACGCAGCAAAAUAUUAUAGUCGACAUCUUUCAAGAGUUCGCAAAAUUGUCUUAUCCUAUCCAAAUUGUGAAAGAUUGUGA